Molecule: messenger RNA, 2707 nt
Organism: Epinephelus fuscoguttatus (brown-marbled grouper)
Lineage: Eukaryota; Metazoa; Chordata; Actinopteri; Perciformes; Serranidae
Product: alpha-2Db adrenergic receptor-like
Exons: 2
Coding region: 1096-2622 (508 amino acids)
Biological process (GO): regulation of vasoconstriction; regulation of smooth muscle contraction; adenylate cyclase-activating adrenergic receptor signaling pathway
Cellular component (GO): membrane
Molecular function (GO): alpha2-adrenergic receptor activity
Source: RefSeq, a predicted model, not a curated record
CAUUUCUCAUUUCAUUCCUCCUCUCUUUCUUAUCCUCUAAUCUCCUGUCGUUUUUCCUUUCCUCUCCUCCUCCCUGUAUCUUCCCUCUUUCCCUCUCCUCCUCCCACUCUUUCUCAAAGUGCCUCCUCUCCCGUCUAAUCAUCUCUCCCUUCAUCCACCUCUCCUCCCGUCUCUCUUUUCAUUUCUUUGUUCCCUGGCCUUUUCUUCUCCUCCAUCCAUCCCUCUCCCCCUGCAUCUCCUACUCCUUCCUUUCAUCUCUCCUCUCUGUUAGUCUCUCUCUCUCUCUCGCCUCCUCCUCCUCUCCUCUCAUUUCCAGCAGUGGAGACUCAGUGAACAGCAGCGGCGGCAGCAGCAGUGUCACUCAGCACGGCAACGACUCGCAUGAAAGUGAGGACCUCUGUUUUUCUUCUCAUCUCUUUUGUUUUUUUGUUUUUUUUCCCACAUCACCUCCUCUUCCUCAUCCUCCUCUUCCUCUCCUCACCUCUCUUCUUCUUUUAGUUGUUUCUUCUCUACUUUUGGAGCCUCUCUUUCUGCCACAUCUUUGCGGAGUGCAGCAGUAUGAGGGUACCAUGCAUUCCAAAUAGGUUUCUGUCCUUGCUCCAACUAGAGCAUGUAGCCGUACGCUUUGUUUUUUUAUUUCUUAUUUUUUCAUUUCCUUGCGUCUCCUUGGAAAUAAGUAGGCCAGUGUUGUAGCUUCAAUGCAGUGUGUCAACCUCUGGGCGCUGAUGUGCUACUGAAUGGAUAUUUCAGCAGGUAUGACUUUAGUCUGAACUUAAAUCAUGUAAAUCUUUCCUUCAGUGGCAGAUGUGUUGCAGCAGGAGAUGAAGCGGCAUGAUUUGGGUACAGUAUGAUGAAAUAUUGACCACAGCUGUGGUGCUGUGAGGAUUUAAGACAUGCAGGAAUAUUUUUUGAGAGAUAAGAAGUCAGAUAUUUUGUAGCUGGUGAGGACAUUAUUGGAUGGUUUUCCUCUGUAACCAAAGAGACGUAUUAUUCUGCAGAUUCUUCCACUCUCUCUUUCCUCUCAUUCCUUUUCUCAUUUUUGUACUUUCAUUUAUUUUCUCACCGACUGGCACAAAGACACUCUGUCUGCAGUGAAUGCACUGGAGUUCAAACAAAAAUGGGGAUCAUACUGUCAGACAUUUAACCAGGAUGGACUUAUCGGAUGUGUUAACUUCCGUCAUGGCCACGAUUCCGGCAAAUUUACCGCCAAACUCUUCGUUUGAGAAUGUCAAUCACACCUCCUCUUCCUCGCCGAGAUCUCCUCCUCUACCUCCUCACUCGCAGGUGGCGUCAGUCUUCAUCGUGCUGGUGGUCUCGGUCAUCAUACUGGGGACUGUGGUGGGUAACGUGCUGGUGGUGGUGGCGGUGUUCACCAGCCGAGCCCUGAGGCCGCCGCAGAAUCUCUUCCUGGUGUCUCUGGCUUCAGCGGACAUACUGGUGGCGACGCUGGUCAUCCCCUUCUCCUUGGCGAAUGAGGUCAUGGGCUACUGGUACUUUGGUUCCAUCUGGUGCUCCUUCUACCUGGCUCUGGACGUGCUCUUCUGCACUUCCUCCAUCGUCCACCUCUGCGCCAUCAGCCUCGACCGCUACUGGUCAGUCACCAAAGCUGUCAGCUACAACCGCAAACGGACGCCCAGGCGGAUUAAAAUGAUGAUCAGCAUCGUGUGGCUCAUAUCCAUCAUCAUCUCCUCCCCGCCGCUCCUCAUGACGCAGAAGGAGGAGGAUUUGGGGACGGAGGAGGAGAGCGACAUGCAGAGGCAGGAGUGUCUCCUCAUCAACCAGACGUGGUACAUCCUCUCCUCCUGCCUCGUGUCCUUCUUCGCCCCGGGCGUCAUCAUGAUACUCGUGUAUUGUAAGAUCUACCGUGUUGCCAAGCAGCGGGCGUCUACUGUGUUUGUGGCGAAGAACGUGCUGGAGCGGCAGCCAUCGCAGUCUGAGACCUGCUUUGUGGGUGCGUCCAGGACUUGCCAAAGAAAGGGAGCCGGCUGUGGUAACUCCCAGUACGAACUGGACAGCCCGCGGCCUGCCAACAGACACAGCUCUUCCAACAUGGACAGCCACAGGAGAGGAGAGCUGGACGAUAUCGACUUGGAGGAGAGGAGCUGCGAGGCUGCCAUAAAAACAUCCUCCUCGUUUUCCUCCGCUCUCCGCUUCUCCAGGAGAGCCGGCGUAAGUGUGAAAUCAGAGGAGCGGAAGGACGCAGAGGGACAAUCAAACAGGUUGAAGCCUCCUCCUCCUCCUCCUCCGUCCUGCGCCUCCAUAUCAUGGGCAUCAUCUGAGAACUGCUCCCACCACUUCCUCCUCCCGUCUCCGGUGCCUCUCCGCGGCAGGCAGCUGUCUCUGUCCAAAAACAAAGUGGCACAGAUGAGAGAGAAGCGCUUCACAUUUGUUCUGGCGGUGGUGAUGGGGGUUUUUGUCCUCUGCUGGUUCCCGUUCUUCUUCACCUACAGUCUGCAGGCUGUCUGCAGAGAGAACUGCGCGAUCCCCGACGCACUCUUCAACCUGUUUUUCUGGAUCGGAUACUGCAACAGCUGCCUGAACCCCAUCAUAUACACCAUCUUCAACCGAGACUUCAGGAGGGCCUUCAAGAAGAUUUUAUUCCAGACUCACAAACGAACAUAACAUGUGAAUGUACGUGUGUUUGACGAACACAAAUGUGUGUGCACACAGUUUUAAUCCUGUUUUCCACUGUGCUGUCAUACCGACA